UCGCAGACACCACAACAAUAACAACAAACAAAAACUUGCUUGACCGAUUACGACUGAAAUCUAGAUCUUUAUUCAUUAAAAUGGUGGACAUAAACUUGGAAUGUGUGCAUUUAAUAGAACCCCACGCUCAGGCCAAUCGAAACAGCAACAAAGAGCCGCAGCAAUUGAAAAAUUCCUAUCUCGAGGCAGUGCGCAUUCUUUUGGUGUUGCUGGAAAAUGUACUAACACAACCGUCGAAUGAAAAGUUUCGCACCAUACGACUGGAAAAUAAGACCAUUAAGGAGAAGCUAUUGUCUUUACCCGGCUGUGAUCAGUUGCUGGAAGCCAUAGGAUUUAAGCGGCAGGCGAAUUCCAAUUCUUACCUACUCCCCAGCGAAGUUUCAUUGCAACAAAUUCAAAAGUAUCGAGACGUGCUUAUUGAGAGGAGGGCAGCUUGGCUGAGUGGCAGCGCCAUGGCCAAUCUCAGCCCCAGUCCGGUGCCAGCUAUUUCCAAGACUGUCGCCGCUUCGCCUUUGUUUAUCCAGCCUUCAGUGCCCUACCGUCAACGUAUUAGCUUUCCUCGAGUUCUUAACACUCCCAACCGCUUUCUGCAAUCCCUGGAACUAUAUUCGGAUGCGGUGUUGCAGUACGAAGAUGAGUUACUUUUGGCCGCUGGUCGGAACCUGAUACCGGUAGAUGAACUCACCUGCAAGGCUAGCGAAAAGUUGAUAUCUAUGCAGGAAUUAAUUGCCACAGGCGAGUGUCAGGAGCGGGAACCAUGCAUAAGGGAUUUGCUGCUGGUGGAGUUGACCAAUUGGUUCAACACCGAGUUCUUUGAAUGGGUAAAUAACAUGCCCUGCCAAGUGUGCGGCAGUGAGGAGAGUAAACUACGGCGCACCGAAACUGAGGGAGAUGUACGCGUCGAGGUGACUGUUUGUUGUGGCCAACAGACUAAAUUCUAUCGCUAUAAUGACAUCUCGCAGCUGCUGGUCUCCCGGAAGGGACGCUGCGGCGAAUAUGCCAAUUGUUUUACAUUCCUGUGUCGCUGUCUGGACUACGAUGCCCGACUGGUGCACUCCCAUUUCGACCAUGUAUGGACGGAGGUGUAUUCAGAGACCCAAAUGCGCUGGCUGCAUGUGGAUCCCUCUGACAAUGUGGUGGACUCGCCGUUAAUGUAUCAACAUGGCUGGAAGCGCAGCAUUGACUAUGUGUUUGCUUACUCCCGCGACGAUGCGCAGGAUGUGACAUGGCGCUACACGAACAACCACCAGCAGAUACUGCAACAGCGUCGAUUGUGCACUGAAAAGGAGCUGAUCGAGACUCUUGCCAAGAUACGAGAGAAGCGUCAACAAUCUGUUAACUCGGAACGCAAAAAGUUCCUAAGUCAGCGUAAUAUGUGCGAGGUCAUUGCUAUGACCGUAGAACGCAAGCCAACUGAAGGCGAGCUAAAAGGCAGAAGCUCCGGCAGCCUGACCUGGCGUCAGUCGCGUGGCGAGCAUACAUUCUCGAACAUUUUUGUAUUUGAACCCAACCAAACGGAAGUCGACAAAUGUCAACUAAAUAUACGCUAUAGUUGCUCCAUGGAUGCAUAUGAACGCUACACCAAAGAGGGCGAUAAUGUUAAGGUGUUAAACACCUACAAGACUUGGCAGAGUGCUCAAUUUUCGUCAAAAAAUAUUAAUCGCAAAGUAGAACGGGAUUGGAAAAUGGCAUACUUGGCACGUCUGGAGGAUACCGAUAGUGCCGAAAUUACAUGGAAAUUUGAUCUCUCAAAGACUAAACUAAUAGUGAAAUCGUACAAAUUGACGUUCGAUACGAAAACCUUCGGAGAAGGCAAAAUCGAUGUGCAAAUCAAAAAUGCCAAUGGCCAAUUGUCUAAUCUAGAGAAUGCCAAAGAGUUUGAAAUUGUGGCCAAGUUAAGUGGCGGCAAGGGUGAUGUUGCCUGGCAGCAUACCCAACUCUUUAGACAGAGUCUAAACUCUCGAGAAUUUCCAUUUGACUUGCAAUUACAAUUGCAUUAAAUUCAAUUAAAUUCCAUAUAAUAUUUAUUGUAAAUACGUAAAAAACAACAGAAUUGGUAAAAAAAAAAAAAGGAAAUAAGUCAAUCCAACUGUGAACAAUCCACCUACAGUAGUAGUAGGUUAUUUUCAAUUAAAUAUGUACAAUAUACCUCAAGCAAAAAGAA
Messenger RNA from Drosophila willistoni, 2164 nucleotides. RefSeq names its product peptide-N(4)-(N-acetyl-beta-glucosaminyl)asparagine amidase (gene Pngl). Gene Ontology annotation, molecular function: peptide-N4-(N-acetyl-beta-glucosaminyl)asparagine amidase activity. The record is from RefSeq and is a predicted model, not a curated record. Gene Ontology annotation, biological process: glycoprotein catabolic process; protein quality control for misfolded or incompletely synthesized proteins; protein deglycosylation. NCBI's taxonomy places the organism in Eukaryota, Metazoa, Arthropoda, Insecta, Diptera, Drosophilidae. Gene Ontology annotation, cellular component: cytoplasm; cytosol; nucleus. The transcript is spliced from 6 exons. The coding region runs from base 81 to 2000 and encodes 639 amino acids.